AUUGCAAAACCAAGAUUAAAACUACACGCGAAAAGAAUGAUUUAAAAGUUAUAUAGUGCGGUACAGAAAUAAAACAAAAUCCACUUCUAAUCUCAGAUUUGCUAUAACCAUCUUAUCAAUCGGCCCAUAUCUCAAAACGUAUCAGCUAAACAAUAAAUAAUCUGAAUUAUUUGCCAUUUUUUAGGCCAUUUUAAAGUAAUACAGCCAAUUUACAAGUUAAAAAACAAGGAUUUCUGUCUCCCGAUGCGCUCUUAAGGUUAUUAUGAUAAGAGACUUCAGGGCUUAAAGAGAGAUACAUUGCUCUAAUUACCAUAUCGUGAUGAACUAUUUAAGGCGUGGGUGGAAAUACCGUGAGAGAAUGAGAGUGAGAGAGAAAGAGGCGGGCUAGGGCCAUAAAGCUGCUAAACUGAUAACUGAAACCCAUUGAAAAGCGAAAGAAAAUAUUGCCAAAAUUGAUAAGCCCUAUCUUGCUCCCUAAAGUGUGGUAUACAUUAGCGCUUCUGUCGCUGAAAUCGAUCAAUAAUAUAGAAUAUAAUCUACGAAUUGUGAACAAAUCAAAGGCAAUUUACUGUAGAAUAUGCUGACUAAUGUGUUUAAAGCCAUAAAUGAGCAAGUGUGAGAAUUGUGUACAUAUAAUAAAAACUACAACGCACGGAAAAACAUAAAUGAAACGCAACAUAUUGAUAAUAACAACGAAAAUUCGAAGUAACUCGCGAAUUUCGAUUUACCAAUCAUCCAUACGUUGAAAAGGACUGUAAAAUGUAUAUUCAAGUAAAAAUAUUAAUAUUCUUGCUGAUUCUAUGUGAAUCACAGUUAACAAUUUCUACUGCACAAACAAUUGACGAGGAAUCAAAUGAUUCCAUUGAAAUAACUGCUAACGAAUCUGAAGAUUGGCCAAAUCAUAUUGGGCGCCAUUUGAAAGAGAGCUAUCGCUUGAAAGAGAGCUUAUCUGCAGCUAUUCAGAGUCUAUCGCAGGAUAUCGACGAUGAAAUAGAUAACACCGACAAUCCGUUAGGUGAAACAAAUCUUAAAUCGCUGUUCGUUAAAUACGACACUGACGAUGGAAACACUUGCCUUUUGGACAGCAUAAAGCAAGACAUCUUGUGGUGGGUAUAUCCCAAUGGUACACUAAGAACCACAAAUGCCAGAUUCUCCACACAUAGGUAUUUGGAUCUUUCGCAUGGCAAUAUAUCAAAAGAUCUGGAUUUGUUGUUCAAAUCGAAGUUUGGAGGAAGAUUAAACUUUUCAAAAGUACAGGCCUUUUCGGCGGCAUAUAAUAACUUAAAUGCAGCGCCGUAUAUCACCUUGAGUUCAAUGAAAGGUUCACUAAAGUAUUUGUCACUACAAGGCAAUCAGUUUUCGGCAAUAAAUGCGGAUGCCGAAGCUAUUGAGAGAUUCUUGCAAGACACUCAAAUUAAACCAAACAAUGAAAUGCACAAUAAAUGCAGAGAAGAACUGCUUGCCAAUGGUAACAUUGAUCUGUAUGAUCGAAUGUGCUUACAACUAGAAUACAACAAAGACACAGACACACCAAACACACAAGAUUUCAUUUAUGAGGAUCACAUACGUAAACUACAGAUAAUGCACAGAUUAUUUGGCUACUCAAAGGAAAGCAUUGCUUGGGCCAAGUUUCCAAAUAUGCCGCAACUCUUGGAGCUGGACGUCAGCAACUGCAGCAUCGAGUAUUUGACCAGAGAAGCUUUUCGCAAUGUGACAAACUUACGGAAACUGUUUAUUUCGAACAACAAGAUCAUGACAUUGGAGGCCGAUACCUUUUACCAUAUACAAGGACUACAGUAUCUGGAUCUAUCCUUUACAAACGUAUUGAACUACAAUUACCAAUUCUCGAUGCCCACGCUCGAGGUUAUAUUGAACUUGGUUUAUGGCUUAAAGAUUUAUCAGACUGUUUUUAAAAUGCUACCAGAGCUGGUCUAUCUUGAUUUAUCCCACUCGAAAAUAACACGCAACAGUGCGGUGGCCUUUACACACCUGGGAAGUAAACUAAAGUACCUUAGCUUGUGUUAUACAUCUUUUCCCAUGGUGAGCAAUGGACUCUUCAAGAACACAGCACUCGAGGGACUCGACUUAUCGGGAAAUUCUUUCGUAUCCUACAACAUUGUGGACGAUGCCUUCGACGGCAUUGGGGAUACACUGAAAUGUCUGUACUUUGAGCACUCCAAUCUUGGGGAUUUAAGUUGGUCGAAACCGCUAAGAAAUCUUCUAGUCCUUGGCCUGGCUGGCAACAACAUCAAUGCCUUGUCGAGCGAUGUAUUUGAGUCUCUGGUCAGCCUCAAGGUCCUCGAUCUUAGUUCCAAUCACAUCGGCAACUGGUACAAGAGUGUGUUCCGGAAUAAUUCAUCGUUGCGUGUGCUCAACUUGCGCAGUAACAACAUCAACAUGCUCUCCACCGAAAUGCUUAAGGAUUUCGAAAAUCUAGAGUAUCUCAGUCUGGGUGACAAUAAUUUCAUUUGCAAUUGCAUGCUCCGCGAGGUCGUCGAGGUGGCUGCCAAUAAUAAUAAGCAAGCCAAUUGCUCCUAUGAAGUACUCGAAGAUUCAGCACGAGACCUGCUCUUCAAUCGCACUAACUGGAGUCAAUUGAGCAAACUUUUCUAUAAGCAGUUUGAGCGCGAUUUCUGGGAUAGUCGUAUCAUUCCACUGCUCACGGACAGCUAUAAGAACAUCAAGGAAUUUAAGCAACUAAACAAGAUUAGAAAACUCCACUUUGUUACUUCGGAUCUGAAAACCAGAACGUGCCCAUCAUCAACCACAAAGACCUUUAACGACACCUCGCUAAAAUUUCAACUAUUAGAUUACGAGGCGACGAAUUAUUGGUGCUUCAAUGAAACGGAUCAGAUACAAGUGGAUCAGUUAAAUUGCCAAGUUCGUGCAAUGGCUGAUCUGGAGUUACAAAUCCACAACACCGUUAUGAUUAUAACAGCCGUUAUUGGCAGCAUUUUGGGUGCUAGCAUUCUGGGUUUCAUCAUUUAUCUAAAACGUUGGCAUAUUCAUUAUUAUUAUGCAUCGCUCAAGUCGGCGGCGCUUUUGUCGAGAGCCUCCAAAGAGUCACUGGAUAAAUUUCAUCAUCUUACAGAGCAUGAUCCUAAUAUGGUCUAUGACAUCUUCAUUAGCUACUGCCAGAAUGAUCGUCCUUGGGUGCUUGAAGAAUUACUGCCGAAUGUGGAAAAGUCUGGUGAUAUCUCGAUUUGCCUACACGAGCGUGAUUUUCAGAUUGGCGUCACUAUUCUCGAUAACAUUAUCUCGUGCAUGGAUCGUUCACGCUCUCUAAUGUUGCUGAUAUCAUCAAAGUUCUUGCUCAGCCACUGGUGUCAGUUUGAAAUGUAUUUGGCUCAACAUCGCAUAUUUGAGGUAAGCAAGGAACACUUGAUACUUGUCUUUUUGGAGGAUAUACCGCGCAGAAAACGACCAAAGACACUGCAAUAUUUAAUGGACAUCAAAACUUACAUUAAGUGGCCAAGCAAAGCAGGCAAACAACCAUCAACGGAGGAACGCAAAUUGUUUUGGAAACGCUUAAGAAAGUCCCUGGAAUAUAUUGGUAUUGGCACAAAAGAUUCUAAGGCCUAG
Molecule: messenger RNA, 3582 nt
Organism: Drosophila albomicans
Lineage: Eukaryota; Metazoa; Arthropoda; Insecta; Diptera; Drosophilidae
Gene: Toll-9
Product: toll-like receptor 4
Exons: 7
Coding region: 760-3582 (940 amino acids)
Biological process (GO): toll-like receptor signaling pathway; immune response; inflammatory response
Cellular component (GO): membrane
Molecular function (GO): protein binding; transmembrane signaling receptor activity
Source: RefSeq, a predicted model, not a curated record